This is a messenger RNA of Larimichthys crocea (large yellow croaker), 3131 nucleotides long. It is a transcript of the gene ddx21, whose product is annotated as DEAD (Asp-Glu-Ala-Asp) box helicase 21. Lineage: Eukaryota; Metazoa; Chordata; Actinopteri; Sciaenidae. Bases 97 to 2364 code for a protein of 755 amino acids. The record is from RefSeq and is a predicted model, not a curated record. Gene Ontology annotation, molecular function: RNA binding; ATP binding; RNA helicase activity. The transcript is spliced from 16 exons.
UUCACCAUUCCUCGCGCAGCCCCGCGCGUUCCUUUCCAUCCGCGUGCCCGUGGGUUACACUGUGUCUGCGCUGAGGGGUUCCAACGGGGAAGCGAAAUGCCGUCAAAAGUCAUCUUUGAAACCGAAGAUCAAGUCAUGGACGAAGUUGUGGACACAAAAACCCUGAAGAACAAGAUCAAGGAGGGCAAGAAGCUGAAAAAGAAGAAGCAGUUGGAGGACCAGGAAGAGCAGGAGGAUCCAGACUGUGAACCUCCAACACCAAAGAAGAAAAAGAAAAAAGACAAGCUGGAAGCGGACCAAGUGAAUAACCACGUAGACGAGGCCACAGACAUAAAUGGCAACAGUAAUGGCAUCGAAACACCGAAGAAGAAGAAGAAGAACACUGAGGGAGACUCAGAGAGAAAAAAAAAGAAGCAAAAGAAAGCAGUAGCAGAGGAAGCAAUCAACGGACAUUCCACCCCAAACACCCCUGUUCAGACACCCAUCCAGACACCAGCCCAAUCAAGUGAAGACUCGGCAAGCGACAGUGAAAAAGAAACGGAGGAGACACCAGAGCAGAAGGAAGGAGCCUUCUCCAACUUCAGGAUCUCUCAAGUCACCAUUGAUAAACUAAAAGCUCGGGGAGUCUCUUACCUGUUUGACAUUCAGGUGAAGACAUUUAAUCCUGUAUAUGAUGGAGAGGACGUAAUUGCCCAAGCCCGAACAGGAACAGGAAAGACUUUCUCCUUUGCCAUCCCCUUGGUGGAGAAGCUCCAGAAGGAUUCAGUGCAGCUCUCCAGAGGCCGGGCUCCCAAGGUCCUGGUGUUAACUCCAACCAGAGAGUUAGCUAUCCAGGUCGCUAAGGACUUCAAAGACAUUAUCAAGAAACUCGCUAUCUCCUGUUUCUAUGGAGGCAGCUCAUACAACCCACAGCUUGAUGCUAUCCGUAACGGUAUCGAUAUUUUGGUUGGUACCCCUGGUCGUAUCAAAGACCACAUCCAGAACAAUAAACUCGACCUGUCUAAAUUGAAACACGUUGUCCUCGAUGAAGUAGACCAGAUGUUGGACAUGGGAUUUGCAGAACAAGUUGAAGAGAUUUUGGCUUCAUCAUAUGGGAAAGACUCCGACCCAAACCCGCAGACGCUUCUGUUUUCGGCCACUUGCCCCCCCUGGGUGUACGAAGUGGCCAAGAAAUACAUGAAACCAGAGUGCAAACAUGUUGACCUUAUUGGCAAGAAAACCCAGAAAGCUGCAACAACUGUGGAACAUCUGGCCAUAGCGUGCCACUGGUCACAGCGUACAGCCGUGCUGGGCGAUGUGAUCCAGGUUUACAGCGGCAGCCACGGCAGAACCAUCGUGUUCUGUGAGACAAAGAAAGAUGCCAACGAACUUUCCAUGAAUACGACCAUCAAACAGAGUGCCCAGUCCCUCCAUGGUGAUAUUCCUCAGAAACAGAGAGAGAUUACUCUGAAGGGAUUCAGGAAUGGGGCUUUUGAGGUUCUAGUUGCCACCAAUGUUGCAGCCCGUGGAUUAGACAUCCCUGAAGUCGACCUGGUGGUCCAGUGUUCUCCACCCAAGGAUGUGGAGUCAUACAUCCACCGUUCGGGACGUACGGGCCGAGCAGGCAGGACUGGAGUCUGCAUCUGUUUCUACCAGAGAAAAGAAGAGGACCAGCUGCGCUACGUAGAAAACAAAGCAGGCAUCACAUUCAGACGAGUUGGCGUUCCCACCGCCAAUGAUAUCAUCAAGUCUUCAAGCAAGGAUGUUGUCAGGUUUCUGGACUCUGUUCCAGUCACAGCUAUCGGAUACUUCAGAGCAUCAGCCGAGAAACUGAUUGAGGAACGAGGAGCAGUUGAUGCACUGGCUGCCGCCCUAGCCCAUAUUUCUGGAGCCACAAGUCUAGAGCAGAGGUCACUGCUCAACUCUGAUGCUGGUUACACCACUAUGCAGAUGGUGUGUUCUCAGGAGAUGCAUAAUCUGGGUUAUGCCUGGAAAACCAUCAAAGAACAGCUUGGAGAACAGUUUGAGAACCACAUUCACAGAAUGACCUUUCUUAAAGGCAAAACAGGAGUUUGUUUUGAUGUCCCAGCUGACAAAGUCAAAGAAGUUCAGGAGAACUGGAAGGAUGGUCGCCGUUGGCAACUGACUGUAGCCACAGAGCUCCCAGAGCUGGAAGAAAAGCAAUUCAAUAACCGUGGAGACCGAGGCUUUGGCAACGGUAACCGUGGUGACAGGGGAGGUGGUUUCAGAGGUGGUAGAGGGAGAAAUUUCGGGGGAAACGGUGGCCGUAGUAACGGCUUCCGGAGCGGAGGCGGCUAUGGCAACAACAGAGGGGGCAACAGAGGAGGACAGAAACGCAGCUUCAGCCAAGCUUUUGAUUAUUGAAGUGCCAACCUGCGGACUGAUAUGACGGACUGUCACUCAUCUCGGCUGGCAGUGAUUUAUUUUUUAUUGUCUGUCAGUGCGAUUGAUGUGUGGCUGUAAAAAUCAUCAUUAUGCAAGCUGAAUUGAAACCCUUCAAAUAUUCUAUAUACAGUACAUUAAAUUACAAUUUUCUUCCUUGUAAGAUUAAAGUGAACAUCACAUAUUAUCAGAGAAAUUAGAUUUAUUUCCAUUUCCUGUGGUUUUAAGAACUCAUGAAAUUAUGUGUUUGUAUAAGCUGAGUUACAUCAUUCAGCUGCUAUGUCUUCAAAGGCAUAGAAAAAACCUCAACCUGUAAUAAAAGUUUAACAUCAUGUGAUGACAUAACAUGAACGUUUGAACGUGUCCUAGGUUACUCUUUUUAUACUGGGUGUUUGGGGAACAGUGACAGCAAUCAGCUCUGGACGUUUGUCCACAAUUGAAGGCAGAGCAUUCUAACCAUGCUACUUGAUAUGGCGACUUUGUAGCACUGUUAUGAUGUAUUGUACCUCAGACACUGUCAUGUGGGAGGCAUUGUUCCUGCUCUGCACCCACAGAGAACAGUGAUGAAAUGGGGCUUAGCCUUUACAGUUGUACUCAGUGUUGGUUUGCUGCCUUAACCUCAGCUGAAACUGCUCUCCCCAAAUAUAUUUUGGAUGAUUGCUUUGCAAUUGCCUCUAUUUAAUAACUGUGUCUACUGCUUCCAUUCAUUUGAAUGAAAUGACUUAUUCAUUAAAAAAAGGUCAACUCAG